This is a messenger RNA of Austrofundulus limnaeus, 3607 nucleotides long. RefSeq names its product forkhead box M1 (gene foxm1). The transcript is spliced from 8 exons. Gene Ontology annotation, molecular function: RNA polymerase II transcription regulatory region sequence-specific DNA binding; DNA-binding transcription factor activity. Bases 524 to 2398 code for a protein of 624 amino acids. The record is from RefSeq and is a predicted model, not a curated record. NCBI's taxonomy places the organism in Eukaryota, Metazoa, Chordata, Actinopteri, Cyprinodontiformes, Rivulidae. Gene Ontology annotation, cellular component: nucleus. Gene Ontology annotation, biological process: regulation of transcription by RNA polymerase II; G2/M transition of mitotic cell cycle; regulation of cell population proliferation.
GGUAGCUUUGUUGUUCGCUGUGCCGUUAGCUAGCUAGCUAGCCGGGUGUCGUGACGACAGUUCUAAAUGAGUUUUCCAAGUCAGUAAUAAACAAUAUUUCCCACAUAUUUAACGAGUUAAGUUAUAUGUUUGUAUGUGCGUUGAAAUAUUGCACAAGGAGCUCAAUUUAAAAUGAAAAGGGUAAAUAUUCAACAAACGGUAAUUGUUUAGGACUUCAGCAGCACCGGAAGUAGUUUAAUAAAUAAUAGUUUCUUGAUUAACGUUACAAAAACUGAAACUUAGAAUGUGCAUAUUGCCAGGAAACGGACACAUCGUGAGCAGAUACAUUUUACCUAAAAGAAACACUUAAUUUAGUCCGUUUUAGGAGAGUGUUUUUGUUUGCGAUUUAGUUUUCUUUGUGUCGGAAAUKGAUCAACAGGAAACUAUUUAUAUCCAGCACUGCUUCGCGUUUCUUUCUUUGUUUAUUUACCGUCGUAGCUAAACGUUAAUUUGCCGGUAGUUAUAGUUAGAUCGGAUUGCUGCAAUGCUACACGCAAGCACACCAGUGAACUUCCAUGGGCAUCUCAGUGAUCUGACCAUGAGACGGAGUCCAAGGAGACCCCUGAUCCUAAAAAGAAGAAAACUUCCUUUUCAGCAAAAUGAACCAGAACCAGCACACGCCCAGUCCGAUGGCUCCAAAGGAACGUGCAAACCAGCCGCUGGUCAGUGCUUCUCUGAUGGUGUCCGCGUCAUGGAUCACCCUUCCAUGGCCGGUACCCAGGUGGUCGUCGUUCCCAAACAGGCAGAUCUUCAAAGUGUAAUCGGAGCCCUCAGUGCUAAAGGUAAAGAGUGUGGCAUCCAGGGCCCGAACAAGUUUAUUCUUCUGAGCGAGAGCCAGGAUAACGCAUCUCUUUGUCAAGCGUCUGUGAAAGAAGAACCAGCUGGACAACCAGCGAAUGCAGAAAGCCUCGGCUCUGCUGACGCCAAACCUGUCUCUGCAACUGCGAAUAAAGAUGCAAGUCGUCAGCCUUUAGAUGACAGCCUCACCAACAUUCAGUGGCUCGGCAAAAUGAGCUCAUGUACCUUGGAGCAGGAUGCUGUAAAGCAGAACAAGGAGAACCAGAUUCCAACAUCCCAGAAUCAAACAGGACAGGAAUGUGCCACAUCUAAUGUCGAAAGCGCCCGUCAGCCGGCGGCAGAGAGGCCUCCGUACUCCUACAUGGCCAUGAUCCAGUUUGCCAUCAACAGCAAUGCGAGGAGGAGGAUGACGCUGAAAGAAAUCUACAUGUGGAUCGAGAAUCAUUUUCCUUAUUACCGAGAGGUGGCCAAACCAGGGUGGAAGAAUUCCAUCCGCCACAACCUCUCCCUACACGACAUGUUCAUCCGCGAGACGUCACCCAAUGGGAAAGUUUCUUACUGGACCAURCGGCCUGAGGUCAACCGCUGCCUCACUUUUGAUCAGUUGUACAAGAAGGUGACUCCCACUGUGAGGAAAAUGCCAACGUGCUCCGAGAGAAAGAUAAAGCCUCUCCUGCCUCGCACCGAAUCCUACUUGGUUCCCAUCCGGCUCCCAGUCGCCUCCCCCGUGUACCUGCCAUACCCGUCUGCUUCCUUCAUCYCCGGGGGGCCGAAGCGGAAACAGAACUUUUGUCGAAUAGCCAAGAAAGUGCGUAUUGCUCCGAAGGUGACGCAAAGUGACCUCCCAGCUGUGGGUCGCUCUCCUCUGAGGAACAACAGCUUAAAUGUGGCGGUAAAGGAGGAACCGAUAGGAGUUCCAAUAAGGAGCGAGACCCCCAAAGCCCCCACAAAUAAACAAGGCAGCAGGUCUCGUCGUAAACAGCGCCUCAGCUCGCUGCACGAGGAGCCCAUUCUCCUCUACCCCGAUACUACCUUCUUUGACUCGGGCAUAGCUUUCGAUGCGUCCACGUUCCAGGAUGCGCGAGACGCCGAGCGCAAUCAGCACCGCAGCACACUGGACAGCCCCGACCAGGCGUUCUCCUUUAAGACCCCCAUAAAAAGUAGCAACCCCUUGACCUCGUCCACGCCCAGCCGGCCCACUCCGAAUGUCGCGAUCGAGCCGUGGAAAGUGACCCCCGUGGGCAAACGGAGCAAAAACGUCCUGGACUUUAGCCCCAUCUGCACGCCGGGCGGUCCCGCAGCCACCCCUCAGAACGACUACACCACCUUCAGCCUCAGCGGCACCCCGUUCAAAGAUCUGCCUCUGUUCGGCUCGCCCAGGGAGCUGCUGCAGACGGGGGGCACCUCGCCGCCCAGCCGCUCGGUCACGGAGGGCCUCGUCCUGGACACCACCAACGACAGCCUGAGCAAGGUUCUGGUGGACAUUAGCUUCACAGGUCUGGACGGCGAGGACCUCGGCACUGCUAACAUCAGCUGGUCCGAGUUCAUGGGUCACAUUUAGGCUGCGUGAUGUUGGGCCUGAUUUACAAAGCACUACAGAAGAAAAGCCACAUGUACUCUGGAUCCGCAAAGCAGAUGCUGAUCUAAUAUACUGUUUUUGGAAACAAAUACUAUCCUCACUGAAGGUCUGGGGUAGAAAAUUCGCUUAUUAAGGUAAUGUAAAGUUAGAUGUUUCCUUUUUGUAUUUGGUAGUUUGUAACAAUCUGAAAUAGUUACAUCGCUAAAUGAUUUAUGAUGUAAUAGAUAUUACAUUUGGUGGGUAUGUUGAGUUCAUAAAAGUCUAAUUUGAGCUUUAAUUUACAAAUCAAAAUAGAAAAAUUGUCCCACUGUAAUGGCUAAUUUGAAUUUUCGAUAAAUCUUUAAACUUUUUGUUGAGUUUGGACCCAUUUUAGGGAUCAGUUUAGCAUCUGCUUUGCUUUCUGUUAGCUGUUUCUUGGACAAAUAAGAGGGCUGUUUAUUUAACUAUUUCAUUUUAGUCUUUAUUUGUACAUUUUAACUUGACAAAAAUUUAUUUGUGUGUGUUCUUCUUUUUUGUUUUUGAUCAUUUAUCCUCAAGGCGUAUCUGCCGCUUUAAGGAAUUGCAUGAAAAAAAAUAUUUAAACGUGUACAUAAGUUGAUUUGCACAUAUUAAUAUAUAAUUUACAGUUUCCAUUGGAAAGUGGGGAAAUCAUUUUCUGAUUAUAGAGCAAGAGUUGUCGUUUGGCACAGCUUGGCGGGCCGGCGUAGACUAGCAAUAGUAAAGUAUUACAAGUAGCACUAACAGCAGCAGGAUUGUGUCUGUUAAUUGUCGAAGAGUCGCUCGUUUUUCUAAAUGUUCCCAGUACUUGUGUCCAAGAGUGUCAACAUCAGGACACAUUUUGUAUGAAGUGACCUUAUAUCUGCUUCACAUUUCAAAUCUUAGAGCAGUAAAUCCAGAAAUUUUACUUUUUACUCAGUUUUUGCAGCYUUGAAGGCAAACGGAACUAUUCGGACACCACGCAAUAAGUUCAUCUCUUUAUGAUCAGUGCUUAUAUGGCUGUUAAGAAAUGUCUUAAAACGGCUCGUUUGUUUCCUGAAGUUGGUGUUUUUAAAAUGGCAAUAAAUGUCUUAGUUCUCUUAAAACAUCAUGACUGUAUUAAGUCCUUCCAUUGAUGCAAAUAAUGAGGUGUAAUGUUUAAGGUGGACACUGUGUGAACAUUUCUGUCUAAAUAAAAGAUAAUUUAUAAACCUU